This is a messenger RNA of Oncorhynchus tshawytscha (Chinook salmon), 1961 nucleotides long. Its product is annotated as neurexin-2-like. The record is from RefSeq and is a predicted model, not a curated record. NCBI's taxonomy places the organism in Eukaryota, Metazoa, Chordata, Actinopteri, Salmoniformes, Salmonidae. The transcript is spliced from 4 exons. Bases 909 to 1961 code for a protein of 350 amino acids.
UCAACUGCCGUUGACCGCGCCCUCAACCCAAUACCGAACCAUCAGCACCGCUGAGUCGGGGGGGAGUGAUGAUUCUGCUGCUGUCUUCAAUGCGGUGGAGGAAGACAACUAUUGUCUAAUGCGGGGAUUCCGGGGGUUCAUAACUGCAUGUCUUUCCAGAAGACGAAGAAGUCUGCAGCGUUUCACCUACAUGCUCUAUUUUAAAUAUUCAAAACCUCUGGAAUUCUGCCGCGAACUCCGGGAUAAUUCUAACAAACCACGUUGUCUGUGUAUCGGGUGUUGGAGUACAGAAUAAUGGCCAGAGCAGUGGGACACUAAGGAAGAUGGGGCCUGUACCUGUUUCUGCUUGGCUCUGUGCCUAGCUAACUCCUGGAGGCCGGACCGGACUGGACUGCUGCUGGAAGGAGGCGAGGGUAUUUGGUUGAUAAGGAAGGGGAAGAGAAACAGAAAAGCCUUGAAUGACUUUUGUCGUUUGUCCUGUUUGUGACCCCAUCGCCCAAGCUCACUUCAACAUUCUGCAGCAAUCCCCUCCUCACUUGGUUUUGUAAAUGUGCUAGUUCCUGGACUCCGAAACAUAGGCAACAGUAUGUUCUACUUCCUAGAUUCCUAAACAUAUGGAUUCUACCAUGUUUCCAGAACAUUUUCUGUAGCCUGUUCUCUGGAGAAUAACUGACGCAAUUCCACAUUUGGGGAAUUUAUUCCCUGUUUUUAUUCAACUCAAUGGAGAGGCUAAGAAGAUAAUCAGAACAGAGAGGCAAAGCUGAAGAGACAUUGGAAUCGUAUUAUUUCUGUAAACUUUAGGGAAAACACAACAACAGUGUAGACUGGAGAUCAUUUCUGCCUCUCUCAGCGGUGGUGGAUUUAAAUCAACAAGACCUAGUUGGAGGGAUUAGGGCCAGAAGUGGAAGAUGAUAAGUAGCAAGGUGCUAUGUGAAGGCCGGGCCGUGUGGCCCCUGGUAUUGACUGGGCUGUUGUUGACAGUCAUGGCCACGGCCUUGGAGUACGAGGGAGUCCCUGGCCAGUGGGCGCGGUACGGCCGCUGGGAGGCCAAGGUCACAGGCGAGCUGAGCUUCACUCUGAAGACUAACAUCAGCAAGGCCCUGGUGCUCUACUUGGACGACGGAGGGAACUGUGACUUCCUGGAGCUGCUGAUCACAGACGGCCGGCUGCAUCUGCGCUUCACCAUCCACUGCGCGGAGCCUGCCUCCCUACACACGGAGACCUACGUCAACGACCAGCGCUGGCACCGCGUGCUUCUCACCCGCAACUAUAGAGCGACCACCCUGGUGGUGGACAACGAGGAGAAGGUGGCCGAGGUCAAGUCCAAGAGGAGUGAGAUGGUGGUGGCCAGUGACCUUUACAUAGGCGGCAUCUCGCCAGACGUGCGCCUAUCUGCUCUCACGUCCAACACGGUCAAAUAUGAGCCACCCUUCCAGGGCCUGAUUGCCAACCUGAAGCUGGGGGAGAACCUCCCAGUGCUCCUGGAUGGCCAAAGUGUUCAGAAUGAUUUGGAAUACCUGUGUAUUAAACAGAACCCCUGCAGCAACAGAGGCCUCUGCUCCAUCCACCAGGGAGAGGUCCUCUGUGACUGCACCAACACUGGCUACAAGGGAAACUACUGCCACGAAGCUAUCCAGAAAUCAGAGGAAGCACAAGAGGAGUCAGUGGCCACCUACAAAGGCAACGAGUUUUUCAGCUAUGACCUGUCUCAGACGCCCAUCCAGAGCAGCCUGGACGAGAUUAGUCUGUCCUUCCGCACGCUGCAGAGGAACGGGCUCCUGCUCCACACCGGGAAAUCAGCUGACUACGUUAACCUAUCCCUGAGGAGUGGCGCUGUGUGGCUGGUCAUCAACCUCGGGUCCGGGGCCUUUGAGGCCCUAGUGGAGCCUGCCAACGGAAAGUUCAAUGACAACGCCUGGCACGAAGUCCGUGUCACGCGCAACCUGCGCCAGGUACUGUAG